AUGCUCCUGGGUGCUCUAGAGGCUGGUGGGCUCCUCUGGGGCUGGGACGGAGACGGAGAUGAAGACCGGGAUGCAGCUGUACUCACCUUGCUGGCUGUAGUAGUGGUAGCCGCCUUAGCACUGGCUCUGCACUGGUUUGGCUCCAGGGAGGACCAGGGGACACAAGGAGCAGCAUCUACAGCUCUAGGUGUGCAACCUGCUCAGGCAGGAGGAGACAGGCAGGCCCUGCAUCCAAAGUCCAAGGGCAGUGAUGCCAGUGAGGGGCAGAGCAAAGGAGAGCAGAAACCAGAGGCUCCCGGAGAUGGGCAGAGGAGAUCUGUUGCAGCUAGGACCCAGGACAGAACCCCUGGAGAGGUGGCCAGCAGAGGAACCACCCCAGCUGCCCUGGGAAAGAAAAGGAAGGAGCCAGCCGGGCCAGAAACCUUCUCCCCAGGCCACCGCAGAGCAAAGGACAUUCCAGUCCCCAUCAUGAUCCACUUUACCCCUCGAAGUCUUGACAGCAAAACAGAGAUGCAGCUGGAUUUAACUGGAACCUAUGGUAAGGGGACAGCUGGGCAAGGCCCUGUCCAUACGGAGCAUCAGCACAGCAGUCCCUGGCACCUGUCUGUGGGACCUCCUGGCCCUCUGGGGAGAGGCCUAGGCAGCUUGCGGCGGCGGCGGAGGCCUGGUGCCAGCUCAGGAGACAGACCCUGCCGUCCUCUAAAGCUGGACCCUCUCCGCCUGGGCACCGUGGUGAGUGUGUGGGAUGCUGUGGAUGUGGCAGGUUCGGCCAGCCAGGACAUCCUCACCAGCCGUCCCCUUGCAGAUCCUUCGUCACACCGCCCAGACAAGGGGCUCGAGGCUCCUCAUGAGCUGGGCCUAGCUGAUGCUGUGGACUGUAGGCCUCAGGUGGACUCCUUCGAGGAUGUGUGUGGGGAAAGCAGCCUCCGUCUCCCUCCCACCAGCCCUGCAGGGUCAGAGGUUAAGGGUGCUGAGAGCAAGGAGAUUGGAUUCCCUGCCCCUAGGGAGACUCAGGGCAUCCUGGCUGGUGAGGAAGCCAGGCCCCGGGAGAGUGGGGCGGCUGUUGUCACCAGCAACGCCAGCCCCUCCCAAGGUGCCUUACCAGAAGAGCUGUCCAGUGCUUGUGCAGUGGACCAAGUAGCUGGUCAGAGCAGAGAGGGCCACCUGACUGGGAAAGGGUCGCGUCAAGGAGAGAAAAGUAAGCACAAAUCUGGCAGACCAGCUACAGACCCGAGCCUUGCGCUUGUCAUGGACACAAAGAAGUCCACGCAUGUCUUCAGCUGCACCCCCUCCCACAACCUUCCAGCCUCUGCUCCCACCCAGGACUCUGAGCUGGCUCCGUCUGCAGUGCAUCCCAGCCCCGGGUUCCUACAUGCAGUUUCUACCUCUGCUCCCCUAAACAAUUUACCCCUGGAAGUUAGCCAGGGUCCUUCUGGUGGUGACAGUCUCAGAGCAGGGCCAGCCCCGCUUCCAACCCCAACUUUAACCACAGCAGGAGUCUCAAUUUCAGCUCCAGCAGGGAUCCUAGCACCUCCCUCAGUAUCACCCCCAACCUCAACCCCAGCCUCACCCUUAACCCCAGCUCCAGGUACAGCAGCCCCAACUGCAACUUUAACGGCAACUCCAUCUCGAACAUUACCCCCAUGCCCAGCCCCAGUUACAGCCCUAACCACAGUCUCAACACCAGCUCCAUGUCUAACCUCGCCUCCAACCCCAUCCCCAACUCCAGUCCCAGCCUUAACCCCAAUCUCCACAGCAAUCUCCCCACCCCCAACAUCACCCCCGGCUCUAGCCUCUGCCCUAGUUGCAGCCCAAGAUCCUGCAGUAGCCAGUGAGCUAAGGCCCGCGUCUAUGGAAUCUGAUGUGGGCUUCUCCAAGAGUGCCCCAGAAAGACGAAUCUCAAAGAACUGGGGCAAUUUAAUUACUAUGGUCCUUAGAAGCCACCCCUUCCCCUGGCAAGAAAAGGCCCAAGGCAGUGCCCAAAGGGCAGAUCCUGAGAGCCCUGCAGGGCCCAGCCCAUCCACACACUCUGAAGAUACACAGCCAGGACCCUCCUCUGAAGGAGCCAUCUCCAGCCUCCAGGACAAACACAGACCAGUCUUAGGUUCAGGGAACCUAGCUGAAGCCACAGGUGAAACACAGGUGAGUUUAGAGACCAAUGCAUCUCUUCACCCAGACCCUAGAGGAGAUGAAACCAAGCACAAGAGUCUAGACUCGCUGCUCCCAGCUGCAGAGCCUGUGGCUGCCCCACAGUUCCCCGUGCUGGCACAGCCCGGUCCUGUACCUUCCACGAGGCAGGAUGAUGUUCAGCCCAUCCCCCAGCCUCGCCAACGGAGGAGGAAACGCAGCAUAGCUCAGAGCUCCGAACACAUACUGACCCAAGAAGUCCCCCAGCAGCCGCAGGGGCAGGUGCUGAGGGAGCAAGCCAGACCUACAGACAGCAGGGACGUCCUCACAGAGAGGCAGAAAGAGACCCAAAAGCUUAUGGCUUUUCUGCAGAAGCCUGGGAGUUGGGGAGUGGUGGAGGGGCCCCCUAAGUCCUGCUCCCAGGCCUUGCAGUCUAGUGCAACCGCCGCCCCGUGGCCCCCAAAGCUAGAUCUAGGGAGCUGCUUGGAGGUGUUGGCCUUCGCCCAGCAUCAUGGGGCACUGGGCUUGGCCCAGGAGACCUAUGUCUUGAUGAGCAACAACUUACUGCAUGUUCUGGGAGACCCGCACCUCUACCGACAGCUGAGUGGAGCCGACAGGGAGCGUAUCCUGAACCUGCGGACUUGCCAGGGCCAGACUGUGCUGGGGGUCCUGGUGCUGCCCAGCCUUUAUCAGGUGAGCCGCUCGGGGCUCACAAGGGGCCCUCACAGUGAGGAAGCCCCUGCAACCACGUCUGAGCAUUUGCACCCUCACACACACCUCCACGUGUUCAACCCCCAAGAGAAUGUGUGGCGGCCCCUGACUCAAGUACCAGAGGAGGUCCCGCUUCGGGGCUGUGGCCUCUGCACUAUGCAUAAUUAUCUGUUUCUGGCGGGUGGCAUCAGGGGUUCUGGUGCCAAGGCUGUCUGCUCCAACAAGGUAUUCUGCUACAACCCUCUGACCAACAUUUGGAGCCAGGUUCGGCCCAUGCAGCAAGCCCGGGCCCAGCUCAAGCUGGUGGCCCUGGAUGGAAUGCUUUACGCCAUUGGCGGUGAGUGCCUGUACAGCAUGGAGCGCUAUGACCCACGCACAGAUACCUGGACCUUGAGAGCAUCCCUUCCUGAGGGCACCUUCCCUGUGGCCCAUGAGGCUGUGGUCUGCCGUGGAGAAAUCUAUGUCACAGGGGGUCAUCUCUUUUACCGCCUGCUCAGAUACAGCCCAGUCAAAGACUCAUGGGAUGAGUGUCCUUACAGCGCCAGCCACCGACGCUCCAGUGAUAUGGUGGCCCUAGGGGGCUUCCUAUACAGGUUUGACUUGUUGCGGGGUGUAGGUGCUGCGGUGAUGCGCUACAACACAGUGACAGGCUCCUGGAGCCGAGCUGCCUCCCUGCCACUGCCUGACCCCGCCCCGCUCCACUGCACAGUACUGGGCAACACCAUUUACUGUCUCAACCACCAGGUCACGGCUACCUUCACAGUCUCAGAGGGGACUGCCCUGUUUCAGGCCAAGGAGCUGCAGCCCUUCCCACUGGGAAGUAAGGGGGUCCUCUAUCCAUUCACUCUGACUCUGCCCCCUAAGACCUGGUUGCAGACCACAAUCUGA
Molecule: messenger RNA, 3726 nt
Organism: Apodemus sylvaticus (European woodmouse)
Lineage: Eukaryota; Metazoa; Chordata; Mammalia; Rodentia; Muridae
Gene: Klhdc7b
Product: kelch domain containing 7B
Exons: 1
Coding region: 1-3726 (1241 amino acids)
Molecular function (GO): protein binding
Source: RefSeq, a predicted model, not a curated record